AUUCUGAGUUCAAUUCAAUAAAAACACACAACCUCCUCUUAUCUCACUCGCUGACACCAGAUUCUUCUUCUUUGGCAUUUUCUUCCGCCUCAGAUCCUUACUCCAAGAACGCCGCGCAAGAGAAACUUCCCCCUUCUAAAUCUGUGUGAGCGCUGUUUUCGACGAACUGUACAGCCUUGAACUCUGGAAUGCUGCUGUUUUUUGUUUUUAAUUAUUGUAUUACUUGGAUUUGCUGUGUUUCAAGGUUGAAACUGUGAGUAUUUUGAGAUCGGAUGUUGCCGCCACUAAGCUAGCACUGAAGUUCGAAUAUGAGAGGCUCAUCGCCUACUUCGGGGGAGCCCCGACAUAGGCUCUCCUUCAACAAUGAGGAUACAAACAAAAGAAGGUUUCUGAGAAACAAAGCACUGAAAGAUGGGGAUAGGUCCCUUUAUCUUUCCAGUCUGGGCAGAAUAUUCAGCUGCAAAUUCCCUGCACUGAAGCUUGUGAUGGUUAUUAUCGUUAUUGGAGCAUUUUUCACACUCCUACGCUCUCCAUCAAUUCAUGAGACAGACCAUAUAUCUGGUUUUCAUUCGAGGUCAAGCUUGGUAGAUAAAUGGAUAAGGGAUAGAUUUGGCAUAGAUCAAAGUUAUGCAUCAACUUUAGAAAUCAACUGGGAUGAAAUUGCCGAUGCUAUUGAGAAAUUAACUGACAGAGAUGAGUAUAAGGGAAUAGGGCUGGUAAAUUUCAACGAGCAAGAACUUGAUCAGUGGAAGGAGUUACUGCCAGAUGCAGAGCAUGUUAUCCUUAUGAUGGAUUAUGCCCCACACAACGUCACUUGGGAAACAUUAUACCCUGAAUGGUUAGAUGAGGAAGAAGAGUUCGAAAUUCCCACUUGUCCUACUCUGCCCCAAAUUCACUUCCCAGGUAAACCACGGCUGGACCUUAUAGUGGUGAAGCUUCCCUGUGAUAAAUCGAGGAACUGGUCAAGGGACGUAGCUCGUUUGCACUUGCAACUUGAAGCUGCAAGGCUUGCUGCAACAGCCAAGGGGUAUCAUCCUGUCCAUGUUCUUCUCAUUACCGAGUGUUUCCCAACCCCAAAUCUGUUUACUUGCAAAGAUCUUAUUGUAAGAGAAGGCAAUGCAUGGCUGUAUAAUCCGGAUUUAAAUAAAUUGAGAGAAAAGCUCCAUCUUCCAGUCGGGUCCUGUGAACUUGCAGUUCCUCUGAAGACCAAAGAAAACUGGCAUUCAGGUAACGCAAGGCGAGAAGCAUAUGCAACAAUUCUGCACUCAGCUCACGUCUAUGUCUGCGGAGCCAUUGCAGCUGCACAAAGUAUCCGCAUGGCAGGUUCGACCCGGGAUCUUGUGAUACUUGUAGAUGAAACUAUCAGUGACUAUCACAGGGGAGGCCUUGAGGCAGCUGGAUGGAAAAUCCAUACAAUUCAAAGAAUCAGAAAUCCAAAAGCUGAACGAGAUGCCUACAACGAGUGGAACUAUAGUAAAUUCCGUCUUUGGCAAUUGACAGAUUACGACAAGAUCAUAUUUAUUGAUGCAGACUUGUUAGUCCUCAGAAAUAUUGAUUUCCUGUUUGAGAUGCCAGAAAUUUCUGCCACAGGAAACAAUGCUACCCUCUUUAACUCGGGUGUCAUGGUCAUCGAACCAUCAAACUGCACAUUUCAGUUGUUGAUGGAGCACAUCAAUGAGAUCGAGUCCUACAAUGGUGGAGACCAAGGUUAUUUGAACGAAAUCUUCACGUGGUGGCAUCGAAUCCCCAAGCACAUGAAUUUUUUGAAACAUUUUUGGAUUGGCGACGAGGAAGAAAAGAAAGAAAUGAAAACUCGUCUAUUUGGUGCUGAUCCUCCGGUCCUCUACGUGCUUCACUAUUUAGGCUUGAAGCCAUGGUUAUGCUUCCGGGACUACGAUUGCAACUGGAACGUAGAUAUAUUGCAGGAAUUUGCCAGUGAUGUUGCUCAUAGAACUUGGUGGAAGGUCCAUGAUGCAAUGCCGGAUAACUUACAAAAGUAUUGCUUGCUUAGGUCCAAACAGAAGGCGGCAUUGGAGUGGGAUCGUAGGCAAGCCGAGAAAAGUAACUACAGUGAUGGUCACUGGAAAAUCAAGAUUCAAGACACGCGACUAACUACUUGCUUUGAAGAGUUUUGCUUCUGGGAAAGCAUGUUGUGGCACUGGGGUGAAACAAACUGGACAGACAACGGCACUUCAACGCAGCCACCUCCUGCAAUCGAAACGGUAUCACUCUCUUCUUUGUAAUCUUCCGUUUCCUUUUUCCAUACAUCCGGAUAUUUACCGUGUGAUAGAUAGAUAGCUGGAGCCUCAGACCAAAUAUUACUUUUUGGGUUAAUAUUCUAGUGGUAGAUGUCUCCUAAAAUAUAUAUGUAUACAAUAUAGAAAGAAAUCUGUUGGUUCUUGGAACAUCUAUUGGAUCAUUUCUGUUGAUGAAUUACCUUCUUAGAUAGGUAAGUUUGUCUCAAUGAUAAUGCCAAAUAAGUCAUUUAGUC
Messenger RNA from Sesamum indicum (sesame), 2491 nucleotides. Its product is annotated as putative UDP-glucuronate:xylan alpha-glucuronosyltransferase 3. Gene Ontology annotation, molecular function: glycosyltransferase activity. The record is from RefSeq and is a predicted model, not a curated record. NCBI's taxonomy places the organism in Eukaryota, Viridiplantae, Streptophyta, Magnoliopsida, Lamiales, Pedaliaceae.